Molecule: messenger RNA, 1932 nt
Organism: Trichomycterus rosablanca
Lineage: Eukaryota; Metazoa; Chordata; Actinopteri; Siluriformes; Trichomycteridae
Product: inactive phospholipid phosphatase 7
Exons: 2
Coding region: 1-831 (276 amino acids)
Cellular component (GO): nuclear envelope
Molecular function (GO): sphingosine-1-phosphate phosphatase activity
Source: RefSeq, a predicted model, not a curated record
AUGCCGUGUAACCCGAGCCGGAUGAGAGGCAGAGAGCGGGGGGAUGUUCUGUACCGAGCCGAAUUCCUCUCCCUGCAUCAGAGGAACGGUGCGGCACCCCGGAGACCCACCCACCCGAAGCAGCACCACACCCAGCCCGAGCAGGCGCCGCAGCCCGGGGAUGGCGGCCGGGAUCCAGGUCGCUACCCGGAGGAGGACUGCAUCCAGCUGAACCCGAGCCUCCAGCACAUCGCGGUCAGCUCUCUGCUCGCCAUCGACAUUCACCUGUCCAAACGGCUCAGCGUGUGCGCGCACGCCUCGUCCAGGUGGGCCAGCGCGCGCUCCGUGGUCACCCUGCUCGCGCUCACCGGACACGGGAUCACGUGGGUGUGUGGCACCCUGCUGUGUCUGACCCGGUGCAGCACCCAGGCCGGGCAGGAGGUCCUCAUCAACCUGCUGCUGGCGCUGCUCCUGGACAUCAUGACCGUGGCUGGAGUCCAGAAGUUGGUGAAGCGCAAAGGACCAUGGGAGACUAGCCCAGGCUUCUUGGACUGCGUAGCGAUGGACGCGUACGCGUUCCCGGCGGCUCACGCCAGCAGGGCGGCGAUGGUGUCCAGGUUCCUGCUGUCUCACCUGGUCCUGGCCGUUCCUCUGCGCAUGCUGCUGGUCCUCUGGGCCCUGCUGGUCGGACUCUCCCGGGUUCUGCUGGGUCAGCACCACGUGACCGACAUGGCGUGCGGCUUUGCGCUGGGUCUGCUUCACUUCAGCCUGGUGGAGACGGUGUGGCUCUCGUCCGGCGUGUGCCAGACGCUGCUGUCUAUAGGGACGCUCAGCUGGAGCCCGUUCAGUUAGAGCGAGAACUGGAACCGGCAGGGCACGACUGUGGGAGACGGGGUGUAUAUAUAUAUAUUACCUGUGUAGGUCUGGAGGGGUACACUGUAUGGCCAAAAGUAUUUGGACACCUUUUAUUAAGUUCAGGUGUUUUAGUCAUAACUAAAUGAGCACAAAUUCCCACAGACACUCUUCCUAAUAACAUACAUGGUUUUGAAUAUGAUGCCCAACAAGAUGAUAAUCAGGUGUCCACAUACUUUUGGCCAUUUAGGGUACGUUAUGUACACACCUUUGCAGCCGCCCUGCACCCCAGUCGAUAAACCCAUAAAUUCAGCAUGUAGAGAGAACCCGCUGUGCUCUCUGUAUUCCUCCACCGCUCGUGUCAGUGCCUCAAACCAGACAGCAGGUGUCACUGUUGCUGCGACAGGGAUCUGAUUCCUCAUCCGGGUACCCGACCAGGCUGGUAGCACCACUGAGACUCAAACUCGGGUCUCCAAAUGAGCGCCCACGUUUUUUUUUUUUAAACUAUUUAACCCCACCAGUAGGGGGCAGCGUAUUAAUACACAUGCAUGAAACUGCUGGUUCUGCAUGAUGCUUUAGAUCUCGAACCUUUUUCUUUUUAAUUGUUCUGAUGAUUUUGACCCCGUGUUUGUUUAAAUGGACGUUCGGAAUUUUGGGAAAGACCCCGACGCUGAACGACUGAAGGAGACGGGGACGGCAGAGGAUGAGACAGCUAGGUAGAAUCAAGCUUGGGCGGACUCCCGGAGACAGGAGGGGGCAGGAGGGCCUGGUGUGCCGUGCUGUGGUCCGUGGGGUCAUAAAGAUUCUGUUUAGGACCUGUGCGGAUGUGACGUGUUCUGAGUUUCAUCUGUUCAGUCCUGUAGAUGAGGAGCUCGGUAUGAUUUAAUGGUGUGAGGGUGGAAAUGUUGGGUUUAUUAUUUCAGAACCAUUUUCUAACCUAAUGUGAGACUUUCAGCUCGCAGUGAGACGAAGCCGUGAGUGAAAAAUGCAUGACGUUUAAUUAUUCAGUUUUUUAUUAUUUUUCUGUUAGAUGAUGCUGGAUUUCAAAUCAUAUUCAAUCCAAACUGAUAAUAAAUCACAUUUAUAGCUGUGAGCUCAUCA